UUCCCAGUUUUUUGCUCUCUCUCUCUCUUAAUUACGUAGGACUUUGUCAAAUGUCUACAAAAAGUUUCCCCUAUAAAUCCCCCCUAAUGCCAUUCAUCAGCUUUCAUCAUAGCAGGUCUUGACCAUUUCUCUGUGAGUGUUUUAUACAGAGAGGGGUCUUGAUCUUGAAAGUAUUGGGACAGAAAGAGAGAGACAGUAACAAUAAUGUCUCAGUUUACGAACCCUUUCUUAGUUCUUUCUCUUUUUGCCUUUGCUCCCCUUUGUUGCUUCUCUGGCAAGACCUAUGGGGGUUACCUCUACCCACAGUUUUAUGAUCACUCGUGCCCAAAAGCUCAACAGAUUGUGAAGUCCAUAGUGGCCAAGGCUGUGGCCAAAGAAGCACGCAUGGCGGCUUCAUUGCUUAGGCUCCAUUUCCACGACUGUUUUGUCCAGGGCUGUGACGCAUCCCUACUGUUGGACAGCCGCGGAAGCAUAAUCAGUGAGAAGAGGUCGAACCCAAACAGGAACUCUGCUCGAGGGUUUGAAGUUCUGGACGAGAUAAAAUCUGCUUUGGAGAAAGAGUGCCCACAUACAGUAUCUUGUGCUGAUAUUGUGGCUCUAGCUGCUAGAGACUCCACUGUUCUAAGUGGUGGACCCAGCUGGGAGGUUCCAUUAGGAAGAAGGGACUCCAGAGGUGCAAGCUUGAGUGGCUCAAACAACAACAUCCCUGCUCCAAACAACACAUUCCAGACUAUCCUCACCAAGUUCAAGCGACAAGGACUUAAUGUCGUUGAUCUUGUUGUGCUAUCUGGGAGCCACACGAUAGGAAAUGCCCGGUGCACCAGCUUCAGGCAGAGACUCUACAACCAGUCAGGCAAUGGGCUACCCGACAGCACACUUGAUCAAUCAUAUGCUGCCCAGUUGAAAACCAGAUGCCAGAGAUCAGGUGGUGAUCAAAACCUGUUUUUCUUGGACUUUGUCAGCCCAACAAAAUUUGACAACAGCUAUUUCAAGAACUUGUUGUUUUCUAAAGGCCUUUUAAGCUCUGAUCAAGUUCUUCUCACAAAAAACAAAGCAUCCAUGGAAUUGGUGAAGAAAUAUUCAGAAAACAAUGAGCUGUUCUUCAAGCAGUUUGCCCAGUCCAUGAUUAAGAUGGGAAAUGUUUCUCCAUUGACAGGCUCAAGGGGAGAGAUUAGAAAGAAUUGCAGGAAGAUUAACUCCUGAUUAGCUCCAUUAUAACAUUGCAGUUCCAUUGAGUGUCGUGUGCUUUUCCUGCAAUGUAUUCCUGAUUAGUUA
This is a messenger RNA of Juglans microcarpa x Juglans regia, 1275 nucleotides long. RefSeq names its product peroxidase 72-like. The record is from RefSeq and is a predicted model, not a curated record. Gene Ontology annotation, biological process: hydrogen peroxide catabolic process; response to oxidative stress. Gene Ontology annotation, molecular function: peroxidase activity; heme binding. NCBI's taxonomy places the organism in Eukaryota, Viridiplantae, Streptophyta, Magnoliopsida, Fagales, Juglandaceae. Bases 205 to 1203 code for a protein of 332 amino acids. The transcript is spliced from 4 exons.